AUGGCCGACGGCGGAGGCCUAGACAAUCUGCCGCAAUUGCUGCCCUCCUCCUCAGUGCAGGAACCUCCGAACCAGCUUACUUUCUCCUCGGCCUUUUCGCGCGCUGCUCGAGCCCCUGCCAUAACCGCAAGUCUAUCGGGAGUGACAGGCAUUGCUGCCUCCCAUUUACCACCCCCGCCUCUGUCAUCGCCUCCAACGCCCUCAACCAUGGCUGGGUGGAUUGGCUGGUUGUUUACCUUCUUUUUUCAGGUUGUCCCGAGCAUACUUUACUGGAUCAUCACCUUCUGCACCAUCACCCUGCCAACAUGGCUCUUUACGCUCUUUUCCAUGAGCCUGACCUUCACCAUGAACUUCACGACCUUACUUCUAAUUCUGUUGGUCCUCGUCUCGACCAUCAGCUGGUUCAUUCGUUACCGGUUCCUGAACAUGUACAGCCGUCUUCCUCCGGAACCACAACGGAAAGAACCCCAACUCGACCUCUUCCCCGAUGUCCAUGAAGGCGAUUCGAAGCCCGGUUUGGCCAAUUACCUCGAUGAGUUCCUCAGCGCGAUCAAAGUCUUCGGAUAUCUGGAGCGACCCGUUUUCCACGAGUUGACCCGCACGAUGCAGACGCGGAAAUUGGUCGCUGGAGAGACACUCAUGUUGGAGGAAGAAAAGGGUUUCUGCUUAGUGGUGGAUGGAUUGGUGCAGAUCUUUGUCAAAUCCAUUCGGGAUCGCAAACCGGGAAUCGAUGAGGACGUGCAUCACAUGGAUAAUGAAUCGUCGGACGAGGAAGGCCACAACAUUGGAGGGAAACAAGGGUAUCAAUUGCUCACAGAGGUCAAGAAUGGCGCAUCCAUGUCGUCGUUGUUCUCGAUUCUGUCGCUGUUCACCGAAGAUGUUCAACUCCGCGCAUCAGAGAGCACAAGAUCAAGCACCCCUAGUAAUGUUCCAAUGAGCGCAGGCGCAUCUCGCGAGCCCGAUUCAUUUCCUGCCAGUCCACAUGGAUCGAUCCCGCUGGAUAGUCCCUUGGCUAUGUCAAGAGGACGCAGUGAUUCUACUCCUCAUUUAAACGGUAGUGGAGAGUUACCAACCGUGCCACCGUUGAAUCUGGAUGAGAGUGCGCAAGACUCUCCGCGAGGGCCCAGGAGACUGCCGGGGAAGAAGAGGCGGAAAUCGGUCCAUCCAGAUAUCGUCGCGCGUGCGAUGGUGGACACGACGAUUGCUAUAAUCCCCGCCAGUGCAUUCCGCCGCUUGACAAGAGUUUAUCCUCGAGCAACUGCACAGAUUAUCCAGGUCAUUCUUACUCGUCUGCAGCGCGUCACUUUCGCCACCGCGCAUUCAUAUCUGGGUCUCAGCAGCGAAGUGUUGGGCAUUGAGCAACAUAUGGCCAAGUUUACGAACUACGAUCUACCCAAUGAGAUGCGAGGCACCGCAUUGGAUCGUUUGAAGGACAAAUUCAUUAAAGAAAGAGAUCGAUUGGGACCAGAGGAGAUCACAAAGGGAAUUGCGCUGCAUAAUCCUUCUCUCGGGCGAAGACGUAUCUCCACGACUAGUUUACGGAAGGAGGCUACUCUCCAUGCCAAAAUAGCGUCUUCACGGCGUCCUGCUUCGGUGAUUGGUCAGGAGAACUUGAAUAUGACUAGUGAACGCGACACAGGUGUCAGCCCUGGUGAUCUGUUGUCCACUAUUCAGCUUUCUAGAUUUGGACCGCGAUAUGAGCAUCUGGCCCCACGAUUGCAGACUCCUUUGGCAGAACGAGAACAAUCGCCUUUCCGGCCACCACAUCUCCACCGAAAGGAAUCGUCAAUUGAUGAGGAUGUUCUGUUCCGGGAUGCCAUUCUUGAUUGUAUUAUGAAGGGCAUUGGACUCAGUGGUAGUACCCGUGACGCGUUUCGCAAGAGUAGUCACUCAGGCGAUGCAUCCCCGAGACUUCUUUCGUAUGAUUCCCGGCGUCAGAAGGCCGUGUUCAGCAAUGCAUUUGGAUUCAUUGAUCCGUAUGAGGGCGCUGGAGAAGGCGAAACGGAGUCGAUGAUGUCGAUGUCGGUGACUAGCGCUGGUGGUACUUCGCCUAUUGUCAACCUGAAAGAGGAGCUUCGGAGCGAUAUUGAAAUUGUCUACUUCCCGCAGGGAUCGGUUUUGGUUGAGCAGGGAGAGCGACACCCCGGACUAUACUAUGUCGUCGACGGAUUCUUAGACGUAGGAAUUCCCGUGAGCGACAAGGGAGAAGACUUGGUUGGAACCUCCAGACCGACAUUCAUGUCCAGAUCGUCCGAGGAGCCAUUUCCGACGCUCAAACGCACUACGACUGGCACAACGCGGAGCUUCGCUGUUACUGGCGCGGCUGAGGGCAAUAAGCGGAAGAAGCAAUCACGGAAAUCGUUAUACAUGAUCAAACCCGGUGGAAUCCAGGGAUACGUGGGUGCUGUUGCAUCCUACCGGUCAUACACUGAUGUAGUCGCCAAGACUGAUGUCUAUGUGGGUUUCCUCCCGCGUUCAUCCCUGGAGAGGAUUGCGGAACGGCAUCCAAUCGCCCAAAUGACUCUGGCCAAGCGGUUGACCAGUCUGCUGCCGCCACUGUUGCUUCAUAUCGAUUUCGCCCUUGAGUGGGUGCAGGUCAACGCUGGACAGGUCAUCUACCACCAAGGUGACGAGAGUGACGCGAUUUAUCUUGUGCUGAAUGGCCGUCUGCGGUCUGUUUUGGAAGGCGCGGAUGGCAAGAUGACCGUGGUUGGCGAGUAUGGCCAAGGAGAGAGUGUGGGCGAGUUGGAAGUGAUGACAGAGUCGACCCGUCCUGCCACGCUACAUGCCAUUCGCGCUACUGAAUUGGCCAAAUUCCCCAGAUCAUUGUUCAAUAGUCUAGCGCAAGAGCACCCAGGUAUCACGAUUCAGGUCUCCAAGUUGAUUGCGCAGCGGAUGCGUGACUUGGUCGAGCACCCAGUGUCAGAAAAGGGUAUGGAGCAGAGCAACGCCGGUAGUGUCAAGACCGCGACGUCGACGAUUAACCUUCGCACGGUUUGUAUCUUGCCAGUGACUGCUGGGGUUCCAGUGGUGGAGUUCGGACACCGUUUGCUGCAUGCGCUUCAUCAGAUUGGUGUGACCAAUGGAGUGACGUCGCUAAACCAGGCGGCUAUCCUGAACCACCUGGGUCGACAUGCGUUUACGAAGAUGGGCAAGCUCAAGCUGUCUCAGUACCUGGCGGACCUGGAAGAGAAGUAUGGUAUGGUGCUGUACAUCGCAGACACCAAUGUAAAUGCGCCGUGGACUCAAACAUGCAUUACGCAAGCGGACUGUAUUCUGCUGGUUGGUCUGGCAGAGGCAUCACCUAACAUCGGAGAAUACGAGCGGUUCCUACUGGGAAUGAAAACAACGGCCCGCAAGGAGCUCGUCUUGCUACAUGCUGAACGAUACUGUCCUCCAGGACUAACUCGCCGGUGGCUGAAGAACCGGGUGUGGGUCAACGGAGGCCACCACCACAUCCAAAUGGCAUUCCGAUUGACGACCGAACCAUCCCAUCCCCAGUCAAACAAGCACCUGGGUACUGUUCUAAAGCAGCGUGUCCAGGUCAUUCAAGCGGAAAUCCAAAAGUACACCUCCCGACGAAUUCGCCAGACACCUCUCUACUCUGCGCACACGCCGUUCAAGGGUGACUUUCACCGUCUGGCGCGACGGCUCUGUGGUCGGUCUGUUGGUAUUGUGCUUGGUGGAGGUGGUGCUCGAGGUAUCGCGCAUAUCGGUGUGAUCAAGGCGCUUGAGGAGGCGGGUAUUCCUAUUGAUAUUAUUGGUGGCACGUCGAUUGGUUCGUUCAUCGGUGCCCUGUAUGCACGCGAUGCAGAUGUCGUUCCGAUGUACGGUCGAGCGAAGAAAUUCGCGGGUCGUAUGGGCAGUAUGUGGCGAUUUGCGCUGGAUCUAACCUAUCCGACUGUUUCUUACACUACUGGCCACGAGUUCAACCGUGGUAUUUUCAAAACCUUUGGCGAUAGCCAGAUUGAAGACUUUUGGCUAGAAUUCUACUGCAACACGACCAAUCUCAGCCGCUCACGGGCAGAGUUCCAUUCCUCGGGAUACGUGUGGCGAUACAUCCGUGCCUCAAUGACACUAGCCGGUCUCAUCCCCCCGAUCUGCGAUGAAGGCAGCAUGCUCGUCGACGGCGGCUACAUCGACAACCUUACCGUCUCGCACAUGAAAGGCCUAGGCGCGGAUGUCAUCUUCGCUGUCGACGUUGGCUCCAUCGAUGACAACACCCCGCAAGCCUAUGGUGACUCUCUAUCUGGCUUCUGGAGCGUCGUCAACCGCUGGAACCCGUUCUCCUCGAUUCCAAACCCGCCUACACUCUCUGAAAUCCAGGCUCGGCUUGCCUAUGUCUCGUCUAUUGAGAAUCUUGAACGCGCGAAGACGAUGCCUGGAUGUCUUUACAUGCGGCCACCGAUCGACCCGUACGGAACACUGGAAUUUGGCAAGUUCGACGAGAUCUACCAACUCGGGUACAAUUUUGGAAAACAAUACCUGGAAAGACUCAGGAAUGAAGGAUCGUUGCCUAUCCCCGAGGAAACAGAGGAGAAGAAGAAGUUGCAGAGAACUAUGGCGCCGAGGAGGGCUAGUAUUUGA
Aspergillus chevalieri is the source of this 4587-nucleotide messenger RNA. It is a transcript of the gene nte1, whose product is annotated as lysophospholipase. The transcript has 2 exons. Bases 1 to 4587 code for a protein of 1528 amino acids. The record is from RefSeq and is a predicted model, not a curated record. Gene Ontology annotation, biological process: phosphatidylcholine metabolic process. NCBI's taxonomy places the organism in Eukaryota, Fungi, Ascomycota, Eurotiomycetes, Eurotiales, Aspergillaceae. Gene Ontology annotation, molecular function: phosphatidylcholine lysophospholipase A1 activity. Gene Ontology annotation, cellular component: endoplasmic reticulum.